Messenger RNA from Cornus florida, 1586 nucleotides. RefSeq names its product nicotianamine aminotransferase 1-like. Gene Ontology annotation, biological process: amino acid metabolic process; biosynthetic process. NCBI's taxonomy places the organism in Eukaryota, Viridiplantae, Streptophyta, Magnoliopsida, Cornales, Cornaceae. The transcript has 7 exons. The coding region runs from base 168 to 1424 and encodes 418 amino acids. The record is from RefSeq and is a predicted model, not a curated record. Gene Ontology annotation, molecular function: transaminase activity; pyridoxal phosphate binding.
UCUGCAUUUUUUGUGUUUUUUUUAAAAAACACUGUACUGUACUGUACUUGCUUUAAUUUCCUUCCCCUCUUUCGUCUUGUCGCUAUGCCAGUUGACUCGAGUGGCAAUCAGUUGCACUGCAGAAGUGCAAAACCCAAUACCCAGCUCCAACAGAAGCAGCAGAGAAAAUGGAGAACGGAUCGACAAAUUGGGGUUUUCGAGCGAAUGAAGAGCUGGACCGAGCGUUCGCUUUCCCUAUCAAAGGUGUUGUCGCAACCCUUAUGAAGAAUCUCAAUAAAUCCGAUCACAGACCCACUAUUCCACUCGGCCGUGGCGAUCCGGCGGCGUCUCCGUGCUUUCGGACUACUCCGGUGGCCGAAGACGCCAUUGUUGAUGCUCUGAGAUCUGCAGAUUUCAACGGUCGCGCCCCAAAUGUUGGUAUUCUUCCAGCGAGGAGGUCUAUUGCAGAACAUCUCUGUCGUGAUCUUCCAUAUAAAUUAUCACCGGAUGACGUUUAUCUCACAGCUGGCAGUAAGCAAGCAAUUGAAGUCAUAUUAGCAGUCCUUGCUCGCCCUGGUGCCAAUAUUUUGCUUCCUAGACCAGGGUAUCCAACGUAUGAAGCUCAUGCUGCAUUAAAUCAUCUUGAAGUCCGGCACUUUGAUCUUCUUCCAGAAAAGAGUUGGGAGGUUGAUCUUGAUGGCGUAGAAACUGUAGCAGAUCAUAAAACUGUCGCUAUGGUUAUAAUCAAUCCUGGCAAUCCAUGUGGGAAUGUUUUCACUUAUGAACAUUUACAAAAAGUUGCGGUGACUGCAAGAAAUCUUGGGAUAUUAGUGAUUGCAGAUGAAGUUUAUGGCCAUCUAGCUUUUGGAAGUUGCCCGUUUGUUCAAAUGGGAGUGUUUGGAGCAACAGUGCCUAUUCUCACACUUGGGUCCAUAUCAAAGAGAUGGAUUGUUCCUGGUUGGCGACUUGGUUGGAUAGUGACAAAUGAUCCCAAUGACUAUCUUCAAAACUCAGGGAUUGUUGAAAGCAUUAUGGAGUAUCUAAACAUUGCCUCCGGUCCUGCAACCUUCGUUCAGGGGGCAGUUCCUCAAAUUCUCGAAAAAACAACAGAGGACUUCUUUGUGAAGACUAUAAAUUUACUGAGAGAAGCUGCACGCAUUUCUUAUGAUAGACUCAAGGAGAUUCCUUGCAUUAUUUGCCCAUAUAAACCUGAAGGAUCCAUGUUUCUAAUGGUUAAGCUAAACUUGUCAUUGUUGGAAGGAAUUAACGAUGAUAUGGAGUUUUGUGUCAAGCUGGUUAAGGAGGAAUCCGUGAUUGUUCUUCCGGGGGUUGCCGUGGGACUGACGAACUGGCUCCGCAUAACUUUUGCCAUUGAGCCAUCAUCUCUUGAAGAUGGUCUUGCUAGGAUAAAAGCAUUUUGCUUUAGGCAUGCCAAGAAAGAUUGAGAUUCAUUUUUUUUGUUCGAAGAUUGAGUUGUCAUGGUCGGUCUUGUUGUUGUUGUUGUUGCUGCUGCUGCUUGUUCUCCCAAACUUUGCUUAUACUUUUAACCUUUAAUUUUAAUAGAUGAGACUGAUGGGUGUUACCCAUUUGUUUGCCCCGACAAAGAA